Messenger RNA from Leptosia nina, 2787 nucleotides. Lineage: Eukaryota; Metazoa; Arthropoda; Insecta; Lepidoptera; Pieridae. The record is from the annotation of a GenBank genome assembly.
AUGCCUCCAAAAAAGAAAUCUUCAGUUGCAAAAACUGUCAGUCCAAUUUCCAAGAAUAAAGUUGAUAACGUACGAAAAAAGUCUCCCAAGACAAAAUGUAAAUUGAAAGAUGAAAAUCACACAGUACAAACACUCCAAACUACCUCACGAACACGAAAGUCUCGACUUCAAAUACUAUCCUUAGAAACCAAAAUUCAGUUGGCUAAUGAAGUAGUGCAGUCACAGUUUCCCAAAAAGUACUGUUUUAAUAACAACUCAACAGAUAUGAAGCCAAUAAAGAAAACCACAUUAAAACGGAGACUUGAUGAAAAGCAGGCAAAGAACAAUGAUUUAGAUCUGAGUGAGGAGAACCUACCAAACAGUAAACAAAUUGAUGAAACUUUAGAUACAAAAAAACCACAGGUUAAGAAAAGAAAAAUAGUCAAAAGCUCAAAAAGGAAAAUAAAGAAAAAACCAUUAAACCAAGGUGUUAAGAAAGUACCUAAAAAAACAUGCCCAAAAAUAUGUGAAGAUAAGAUGGAAGCAACAGAAGCCAUGGACCUUAGUAUAGUCAGGUCUGUUUAUAAUGAUUAUGUUCCUGAAAAUGAUACCCAGAUUUCUACCCAGCAAAGAGAUCAAGAAGUGAACACAUUAUUAGAAAGAGUUGAACCUAACAAAAGUCACCCAAUUAAUGACACAAGAAGAAAUUCCAACUUUUCCUGGGCCAACGAUAUAAGUGACUCCAGUGUUACAACUUGUCUUACUGUGAAAGAAGAUGAAUUAGUCACUGAUAAAAUACCUAUUUUAAGACUUACCAGGAUUGAUGAAACUGGUCUUUAUAAUGAACUAUUCCAACCUAAAAAUGCUGAAGAUGAUAGCCAAAAAAUGGAUCCUAAUAUUUAUUUGCCCCUCAGCCCAAUAUCAUCUACAUGUAAACAAAAAUCACCUAUUAGAAAUUGUCUUACAGCUCUAAAGAAAUUGAAGUUCUUAGAAAAUUACGAUUUCAAUAUUUUAAGUUGGAGGCGACCACCACCAAUGUUAGUGGGUCCAAAGAACGAAUUAGUAUACAAUGAGUUUCACAAAAAAGUUGUAAAAGAAAACAUAUUUUUAGAAGAAGAGCGGAUUCUAAACUAUGAUGGUCUGACGAACCUUCUAUCAAAAUACAAAACCGCAAAAGAAAAAGAGGGAAAAGAUUCCUUCUCACAAAAGUUUAAACCAGGCAACUUAAAUAUGGAUAAUGAUGUUGCCAAUAACAAUACUACAAAUACGAAUAGUGAAACCGCGAUAGUUAAUGAAUGUAAGUCAACUGAAUGUGAAACAGAGAAUGAUACUAAAAAUAGAACAGAUCUUGAUGCUGAGAACGAUGAAGAUGACGACGCACUUUCUCUUUACGCCGAAAGUAUUACAGGUAUUGAAUCCAGUCAAAGGAGUUCUCACAAUAUAUCAGUCACAAAUCAUGUAGAAAAUAAUAUUAAGGAACCCGACCCUGUGACGACAAGGGUUUUUAAAAUUCCAAAAGCACCAUGUAAUGCAUCCAAGGUCAAAAAUAAAUCUCUUCCAAGUUUAGUAUGUGAAGAGCAAAAGCCAGAUUCCACGUCUUUUCAAGAUUUUACAAAUACAGAUAAAACAUCAACUGCUCAAGCUAUGGAUAGUUUUGUCUCAAAAAAUCCAUACCUUAUGAAAAUACUCUUUAAGGCAACUGAACUUGUCAAAUCAACAAUAUUCAAAGGUGUUUGUGUAUUCAAUUUAGUGAAUACAUGUAAAAAUAGUACAUUUACCUGUAUCUUCCCACAUACCUCUUUACCUCCAAGUUUUAUUAAUGCAAAACUCCUUGGACUAUCCAAUGAAGAUUUCAUACAAGAGUACAUGUUGGUACGGAAUACUCCACGUUUGCUACAAUUAUAUGGACUGUGUUUCGUUCAGGAUUGUAUGCGGCGUAAUCUCUCUAGGAUAUUAGUGGAAAUGUCAAUAGAUUUCAUACAAAAUUUUGAAACUUCGGCAACCGAGAAAUUCUUAGCGACGCAAGCAGUAGAACAGACAUUGUUGCAUUUGAAUCAAAUCGAUCUAAAUAUGUGUAAUGACUUACUGAGGUUCGAAGCACAACCGGGUGUCUUACUUUGUGAAAAGUUUUUGGAAGCUAUCGGAAAGUCUCAAAACUUUUCUAGGUUUAGGACAGUGUUUAUAAAUCUAACUAUGUUUAUGUGCCGCGGUAAUAGAACGUUUAAGAGUAAUUUGACCAGUCAAAUCUUGGAAAGAGUAUGCAUUUUCCCUUACGAGUUUGGUUUAGUGCGCGCCAUUAUUGAAAUGAUGAAAAGAACAGAUUCCUUAGAACUGUCGAACGCGAACCUCGGACACUUUGAGAGGCAGCUAUCUGGUGCCAACAAGGAGUUGUAUUCCGAGUUUUUAAGAUUAAAAGCGUCCCUUUCGCCAAUAGUCAUGGAGAGCCAGGAAGAUAACCAGGACAGUUUGGACAAAAACAUAAGAUAUUCCCCAGAUACUACCAAUCUUGACAAUUCAACAAAAAGCCUUAACAUUGAAGUGCUGAGGAAAGAACAAGCCAAUUUAUUAUUGCCGCCGCAGAGUUUACCCGGUCCAAGCGGUUUGAAUACUAUUUGGAAUAGUCCCGUUGCGGACUUCUCUCCCUAUAAAAGACCAGAGCGUAUUGACUCGCCAAUAUAUUAUGAUUCAUUCUUUAAGAGGGGUCUCGGCAACCGUGGACCUAGAUGGCGUGGUAGUCGUUAUAAUACAAAAUUUCCAAGGCUACGGACGAAUUUUCCACGAAGGCCUGGUCCUGGAUAUAGUAUGUAG